UCUGCUCACAAUCCAGAGAGAGACAGAGAGAGAGGGAGCGACAAGCGGCGGAUCCGCUUUAUUUUCCGUUUGCGCGUAAACGGAGAAAAGAGAGAAGACAGACGCGGUGGAUAAUUUAAUUUAUUACAUUUAAGUGGAGAAAGCAACGCAGAUCGUGGAUUGUGGGCUAUCGGAUGCUGUGAGAUUUCACGCAAAAUUACAUUUUUUUUCUUUUUCCAAAAAAAGGGGGGCACCUGUGGAUGCAACUAUAACACCCUGAUGUUCGGAUUCAGCAGCUGAUUUUUUUUUUUUUUGGUAGGGGGGGGAUUAGGAUUAUAGUUUGACUGAGAAGAAAGGAAGGAAAAAAGAAGACAAGAGAAGAGAGAAGAUGCUGCUGUGCGUCUCCUUCCUCGCGCUCCCGCUGCUCAGCCUCACCGGCUGCGGCGCGUCCUACGUGCCGUGCCAGCAGUGCGACCAGAAGGCGCGCUCCCUGUGCCCGCCGGUGCCGCUCGGCUGCCAGCUGGUGAAGGAGCCCGGCUGCGGCUGCUGCCUGACGUGCGCGCUCGAGGAGGGCCAGCCGUGCGGCGUGUACACCGGGCCGUGCGCGCGCGGGCUCCGCUGCCUGCCCAAGAUCGGCGAGGAGAAGCCGCUGCACGCGCUCCUGCACGGCCGCGGCGCGUGCAAGAACGAGAAGUUGUACAAGCUGCUGCAUGCGUCCAAAGACGGCCAAUCCGACGCCCUGCUCCGUGCCGCCGAGUCGGGCCAGACCAAGGUGCCCUUAUAUGGUGAUCACAUCAGCAGCCGCAAGGCGCAGGCCAUGAAGCAGGCCAAGGACCGCAAGAAGCAGCUGGCCAGGCUGGGACCCGCCAGCAAUCUGGAUUUCUCGCCGCUCAGCCUCGACAAACUGGAGCCGGAAUUUGGUCCCUGCAGGAGGAGACUAGACAAUCUCAUCCAGAGCAUGAAGGACACGUCUCGGGUCUUGGCUCUUUCUCUCUAUAUCCCCAACUGCGACAAGAAGGGUUUCUUCAAGAGGAAACAGUGUAAGCCGUCCCGCGGUCGGAAGCGGGGGAUCUGCUGGUGCGUCGACCGGUUCGGCGUGAAGAUCCCCGGUGUCAGCUACGCCGGAGGUGACCUGCAGUGCAAGGAACUGGACAGCGGCAGCAACGGCAACGAGUGAAUCUCGUCCCUCCGCCGAGCCGGCAUCGCGUCGCGGCUGGCGAUCGGGACAAAUACGGCACGAAUCACCUUCACAGUCCUGCCGGGCGUGAUGGACCGCGUCAUCGUUUCUGUGGUGCCAAAACCGAAAAGCUUGCACAUGUAGGUCUUAACCGUGGCUCCCCAAUGACUGUGUACAAUGUUUGAGGUUAGCUUACACCUCAUUUCUCUAUAGCCUAGAUUAAAUAGAAAUAUAUAGAUAUAUAAAUAUAUAUUUGUAUGAUACUGAUAACAUGUGGUGUGAUGUUGUGUGAUGAGUCUUGGUCAAGUUAUUCCAAGAGAUUCUGAGACAAGACAUGUGGCUAUAUGUCGAUUUUCAUUGAGCGCAUGUUGUUGGUCGUUUAAAAAGUGGGGUACUCUGAACAUACUGAAGUCAUUUGACUCAAUGAAAUAUUUGGAUGUUGCUAGCGUCUGGUUAGCUUAGCCUUCAGAGAGCUCGUGACGUUAACCCCUCGGGGCUUGUUCCCCCAAAAAAAUGGCACAAACGACAUGAUUCACUAGGCGAAUGAUUAUUUAUGAAGUUGGGUUCGAAAUGAUCCCACCGAGCCACGAUUGGUCCAGAUUUAAAAACCGCCGCGACCGAGACAAACGAGAUCUCAAGACGAUGUCACGGCGAGUCAUCUCAAUCAGCAUAUAAUCUAAGGCAACGUUUGCACGGUGACGUUUUCAAGUGAAAAAGCAAAGCUGUCGAUGUCGAAGUUGGAACUUUUCAAAAAUGCUCCAUCUUCAUGGAAACGGGGGACAAUGCAACGGUUGGGCAACACUUCGACUCUGUCUCCUUUGAAACAUGGAGGAAACGCAUCUUUCCGAAAAGGCUCGGUCUCUGUAACGGAAAGACAACUUUUCGAAAAUGCUGCGACUCCUUCUCCGUGGAAACAGGGAAAAUGUACAUUUUUGAAAAUGCUUAGACUUUGUCUCCAUGGAAAAGGGGAAAACGAGACUUUCUAUGGAAAUAGAAGAAAAACGAAACUUUUUGAAAAUGCUGUGACUCUGUCUCCAUGGAAACAGGGAAAAUACAUAUUUUCUCCUUGGGGACAACGCAACUUGUUGAAAAUGCUCCAUUUCCGUGGAAACAAUCAAAAACCAGCGUUUCAAAAAGUCCAUCUCGGGGGAAGCGCAACUUUUUGAAACUUUUGUGUGUCCAUGAGAAUAUCCAUGCCCUCAGAUUGUUCACAUAUUGUUUCUCUGCACUCGUGUGUGGUUUCUUUCCAAAAAAAAACCCCAAGCCAAUUUUAAAACAUCGCCGUAUAAAAGCCAAACUUUUCCAAAACGAU
This is a messenger RNA of Salarias fasciatus (jewelled blenny), 2468 nucleotides long. RefSeq names its product insulin-like growth factor binding protein 5a (gene igfbp5a). Gene Ontology annotation, cellular component: extracellular region. NCBI's taxonomy places the organism in Eukaryota, Metazoa, Chordata, Actinopteri, Blenniiformes, Blenniidae. The transcript has 4 exons. Bases 368 to 1156 code for a protein of 262 amino acids. Gene Ontology annotation, molecular function: insulin-like growth factor II binding; insulin-like growth factor I binding; fibronectin binding. The record is from RefSeq and is a predicted model, not a curated record. Gene Ontology annotation, biological process: regulation of insulin-like growth factor receptor signaling pathway.